Hemicordylus capensis (graceful crag lizard) is the source of this 5365-nucleotide messenger RNA. RefSeq names its product Rho GTPase activating protein 40 (gene ARHGAP40). Bases 140 to 2158 code for a protein of 672 amino acids. The record is from RefSeq and is a predicted model, not a curated record. Gene Ontology annotation, cellular component: cytoplasm. Gene Ontology annotation, biological process: regulation of small GTPase mediated signal transduction; signal transduction; regulation of actin filament polymerization. Gene Ontology annotation, molecular function: GTPase activator activity. The transcript is spliced from 15 exons. Lineage: Eukaryota; Metazoa; Chordata; Lepidosauria; Squamata; Cordylidae.
GCAGUCAGCAGCAUAGCAGAAAAAUCCGAAGGUGUUCCAGUAACGUCCCCUGUCCUGGGACUCUUUGAAAGGGGACACGGAUGGACUGGUUGCUGCGUGUCCUGGCAGAGAGAAACCACUUGUCCACCUGGUAGAGAAAAUGGAUAAACUUGGAAAGCAUGGCCGUACUGCGUUUGUUAGGACUCGGAUUCCUAGACCCCAGAUCGUAUUACAGCCAAUCCAGUCUUCAGGUCACUCAGGUUUUUGCAGCAUCAGAAAUUGUCCUUGCAAAAUGAGCCGUUUUACUCGGAAAAGCUCCUUCGAGCUCCUGCAAGAGUGCAAGAAUUCCAGGGCAGAUUCCUCGAGCAACUUAUCAAUGGAUACAUUUUGGCUAGAGGUAGAGAGCAUCAAAGAGAAUACGGAAUCUGAGCCAGUGGAGUCCAACCUUAUGGAUGCCAGACCCCCAGAAGAGGGCGAAGCUGAAGCCGAAUGGCUGCAAGAUGCAGGGCUCUCGGACCUGAUUGGAGACCCUGCUGUGGAGAACGGCAACAUGGCCCUGCUUUCUACUUUGACCAAGACCCAGGCUGCCGCUGUGCAGCGGCGGCUGGAUACUUACACCCGUUCCCGGCGGAAGAAGAACAAGCAGCCCGUCCGUGACGUCAGAGACAUUUUUGGAGUGAUUGACUCUGCGGAGCCUGAAUCAGGGAUGGAACCAGACAUAGAUCGAUUGCACUGCAGGUCUGCAUCGUCGAACAACAUCCAGAAAUCAGAUACAAUGGGGAUCCCAGACUUCCCAUCACCACUGAGGGGUUCUAUAAAAGAAGAGAUGUUCAAUACUGAAACUGCUUAUUCGGAGCAGGCAGCCAUCCUGUUCAAAGGAUCAUUUCCGAGAGAAUCUAGAAGGAUAAAGGAUGAGAGCUGUUUACCUAAAUUUAAGAUCCCCAAGGGCAGACUGGGGGUGACCAGGAUAGGAGAUCUCUCUCUACAGGAUAUGAAGAAGAUCCCCACGCUCGCCCUCAUUGAGCUUACUGCUCUCUGUGAUGUUGUAGGCGUGGAGCUGAAGAGAAACAAGGCAGUAAAACGGAAGACAGCAGAGCAUAAACUCUUUGGCGUUCCACUUUGCACUUUAUUGGAAAAUGAUCAAAAGCUCUACCCAAAUACCAGAGUUCCAUUGGUUCUGCAAGCAUUGCUGUCCUGUUUGGAAAAGAAAGGGCUGGAUACUGAAGGAAUCCUGAGAGUUUCUGGAUCACAGACCCGCAUUAAGAGCCUGGAACAAAAACUAGAAAGUGAAUUCUAUUCUGGCUUUUUCCGGUGGGACGAGGUCCAUCAGAAUGAUGUGUCUGGAUUGCUGAAGAGGUUCAUCCGGGAACUUCCCAAUCCUCUGUUGACAGCAGAAUACUUGCCGGCAUUUGCAGCUGUGCAGAACAUCCCAGAUCUGAAGCAGAGGUUGCAAGCUCUCAAUCUCCUUAUACUGAUUUUGCCAGAGCCUAACCGAAACACCCUUAAGGCUCUGCUGGAGUUUCUGAGGCUGGUGGUUACCAGGGAGAAGAGAAACAAGAUGAAUCUUUGGAAUGUUUCCACAGUCAUUGCUCCAAAUCUCUUCAUGCACAAGGGAUUGCCGAACAAGAUCCCAGAGGGGAAGGAGAAACAGCUGGCAGAGGGUGCGGCAGACAUUGUACGGAUGAUGAUCCAUUACCAGGAUUUGCUCUGGACUGUUGCAUCUUUCUUAGUGGCUCAAGUGAGAAAACUGAAUGAAAGCAGCAGCAGGAGAUACCAGUUCUAUGACAGGAGGAUCAAAAACUUGCUGAAAAAGAUUCAUACAGACAAGGAGAAAACGGAGAAGAACCAUGUCAAGCCUUCCAUAACAGUGAAAGUCCAGACCACCCUGUUCCUGAAGGACUCUCUAGAAGUUCAUUUAAACAAUGGGACCAGAGCUGCUGAUGUCCUCAAGCAGUUCCAGAAGCACCUUUGUCAGAAUGGCUGGAAUAUUGCCAACACAGUCAACCUCAUCAAAUGCAAUGGUUCGGUGGAUUCAAUGAACCUUCUCCUCUAUGAAGUUGGCGGCAACAUAGGUGAACAUUGCCUGGACCCUGAUACAUAUCUCUUGGACCUGUACCACGUGAAUCCCCAUGCAGAAUGGAUUAUAAGGCAAAACCCAUCCUUCCCACGGACAGUCUAGGAAGAAUGUUGGGAGAAAAAGAACCCAACCACAGAUUCUGUUGAACAAAUGGUCAAAGGGAAAGAAACCAAGAAUAGAUUAUGCAUUGAAAAACACUUAAAAAUGGACCAACUGGCUGUGAAAAAGUAGCAAAUCCACUAAAAUGUUCAUAUGAGCUUGUAGCCAAUGGAAGAUGACUUCAGGUUAACAGGACUUCAGGACUUAUACAGUAUGAAUGCCUGUAGUAAAGGACCUCCAUACAUGCAAGGAAAGGGAUAAAAGGAGACUUGUGUCCUUGAAGAAACUGAUGGAGAUCAUCUGGUUUGAGGUCUGAUUAAUUUAUUAGAGAAAAUUAGGGUCUUCACUUUGGAGGAUGGAGACACCAAAGGCUCAACUUGUAGCUGGUUAAUGACUGUUUAUAAUGAAGCUGAAUGCUUCCUUGAAGGAAUAUGGCUUGUUGGAUAGGUGCAUUUUGACAUGUUAUGUUUCUGGGGGGAGUAAUUGACAGUCAUAUUGACCAGACGUUAAGAGAGCUCUGGGAAUUCUGUUUUCAGAAUUCUGCUGUCCAAGCACCCUGGUGCUGAAACAUUACUAUGCACAACUGUAGGUAUGGAAUGUCAUCUCUGAUGAGUUCUAGCAUUACAGUUUAACAUAUAUCUUUUUGUAUAUUGGUAUGUACCCAAGGUUUUUGUAAUGAUUUUUUUUUAAUGUCCUAAGAACAUCUUCCUGCUUGCUCAGGCACAGUAAACCACUUCAGUAUUACCAUAUUACUCUUUAACCUUCUCCAACUUCAGAUUGAAUUUCAUAUCCUGUCUGGCUUUUGGGGCCUACAUUUAACCUUCAUUGCUUACUUCACAUAAUAAUUAUUUUUUAAAAGACAUUGCAAGUAUGGAUUUUUUUUCUUUCUCCAUACCCUUAAAUGUCCUCUGAAUACAUACAACACAAAUAAUUCAUAAAAAUCUGAGCCAUACGAUGUUUUUAGUCUUGUUAUAUUUUGCGUUAUUUUGAUAUUAAUUUUUAAAUGUUGUGUUUGUAGGCAUAUUUGUGAAAUGCCAAAAUAACCACCUAAAUGUGCAGAGGGUUUAAACGUGAUAGUUUUAGGUGCCUCAGUGUUUGGAAUUUCACUUUAAGAUGGCCAAUUUAUUUUUAAAAGCUCAGAAUUGAACAGAGACUUUUAAAAAGAAUAUGUUGGCCCCUUUCAGUGUGGUAUACUUAUGAAGGCUAUACCUUUUUGGAAUAAAAUCUUAGCCAAAGAUCAUUAGAAGAACAAAACAUGAACAACUUAUUUGAAUAUAUGUAUUGCCAGAAGCUUGCCUGCCUUUAGCCAGAAAGGAGUGGUCUUUUGGGUGGAGUAGAGUUUGGGAGAAUUUAUAUUUGUUAGCAUAAUGCAAGAAUCUAGGCUCUAGAGUGUUGAAUUACACAUGCAAUAUGCACAUAUGCAUCAGAACCCAAAUGCCCUUCAGAGAAGCAGCCUUGGGAGGAUGGGACUGAGAGCAAAGAGGCAAAAUGUAUAUCUGAAACUCCAUGUGGUGGGGUGAGGAGAAAAUGCUGGGAAAGUUUGGAACAGGAAUUCAAGUGACAGCAAAAGGGUUAAAUGUCCCUCCUUGCUUCUCUACUCUAAAUUGCACCAUCCCAAAUCUGCUUUUCUAAAGAGGAGAAAAAGUCUUCAGGGCUCCAAGUGUAUAUUUAGUUCCUAAGAGUUGCCAUUCAGAUAGUGCAGCGUGUAUGUUUGUACGCUGAAGUAUGGAAUAAAUCCUGAACUAGUUCCCUGCAUUUCCUCUCCCAGCCCCAUAUAUUCUGUGUUCCGGUGAAUUUUUAACAGUUUAGUUAAAAAUGGCUUGUUGAAGUGGCAAAGCUAGUUCUCUGGGGUUAAGGAGUGGAUCACAGAGUGGAAUUAGACUAUGCGUAAAGUGUAUGGCUACAUGAAGUUGUCAUUCAAAAAUGACAAUAUUCCCCCUCUUAUGACAAUAUUCCAAGGACCUUCUGUGUCCUGGCACUGUUGUGCUGAGUGUUUCGUCCCCCACUCCCCCAGCUAGUGAUAGCCAAAGAUGGGGUGGGUUGUAGGGCAUGGAGCUUAAUGAUGCCAGGAUGAAGGUUUAGUUGUGCUCGAACUUAGGAAAGGGGAAAAUAAUCUCUCCAUGUGGAUGUAGUCCUCAGCAUCAGCUGCAGCUGUGUGUUUAAUGUCUGGUUCUGCCCAGUGAAAGAAUAACGCCUCCUCCAAUGCAUAAUGUUCCACUGUUGCGUUUCCCUUCCUUCAGGAACCUUAACUGAAGAAUAAAUAAAUAAAUAGAGGCAUCCUAUAAACUAGGGGUUCCCAACCUGUGUUUCUCCAGAUGUUACUGAAUUACAACUCCCAUCAUCCCCAGCUAGGAAUGGUGGGAGUUGUAGUUCAGCAACAUCUGGAGCACCAGGUUGGAAACCCCUGCUAUAAACCAAUAGGAUGUGCUAGACAGGCUGGGUAUAUUGGACAUAUUUUUUCUGAUAAGAAUAUUUCUGCAUCAGAGCCUAAAUGGGAGAUGAAGUUGCCCCUAGCUCCUCUAGAAUAUGGUAGGUACAUCUCGCUCUAGAAAGGUACAUCUUGCUCUAGAUACACUACACAUAAUCUAACUCAUGGCACUGUGUCUAGUACAAAGUAGUCUGUAUAGAAGUUGCAAGCCAUGGAACAAUGCAAAUUUCCAGGUAGAGAAAAUGCUUUGAUCCAGGAUGAGACACAGUACAAGGUUCCCGACUAAGUAGUAAUGGAUAAAAGGGGGAUAUUGCUGGUAUUUAUGAAAAGUCCAAGGUACCAAAGGGGCAGAUCCCUACUCUUUUAAGAUAUGAGGCCUAUUUUGUCCUGGUAACAUCUUCCCGUUUUGUAUUCAUAGCAAACCUUAAUGAAAAGCAAGGGAAUAGCUGAACAUUACUUCAUUAGACUCCUCAAAUGCUAACAAACCAAUUUGUAAUGAGUAUUGUGAAAAACGAUAUGAGGGAACCAAUCAGGAAAAAAUGGACUGUAGCUAUAACACUUGAGAGGAAACGGUGUAGCCCUGUCCAUGCUUUUGAUGUUCUUUGAGAGCAUUUUCAUAUCUUUUGUCUCUAGAAAAGAGCAGUUUUAUUGACAGGUGUCAAACCAAUGAGGCAUAAUAUGUAAAGCUCACUUGUGCGUUUUUUUUAAACAUGGUUUAUAUUAACAUUUUUAAUGCUGUAUUUAAGGUUAAUCAAUAAAGAACUAGACACAUUUGCAAAAUA